GCUCGUCUGCAAAUCUGCAAUGGCUAGCAUCAGCAGUCUUGCAGCACUUAGCCUCUUCCUUCUCGUGAGCGUUGGAUUAAGCGACGCCAUCCGGGUGGCCAGAUACUCCAGCUCUCAAGGAGCGGGACAGGGAGGGGGGAAUGGUGGGGCGUAUCAGAACGGCUCAGGUUCAGGGGUUGGGCUCGGUUCGGGAUCCGGUGAGAGCGGUGCGGACGGCGUCUACGUGAGUGCCGGAGGCGGUGGUGAGGGCGGUGGCUGGUCACAGUACGGUGGUACUGCUUUUGGUGGCGGGUCUGGUACGGGGUCCAGUUCCAGCCAGUAUAGCUCGGGAUCAUCUUUCGGUAAUGGCGGGUCUACUCUUGCCGGGGGCAUCGGUGGCGGCGGCGGCGGUGGACAGGGCUCGGAGAACCAAGGCUCCGGUGGCUACGGUACCGGCGGUGGCACCGGAUCCGGCUCUAGUGAGGCUAGCUCCGGCGACCCGCCCUCGGCCACACCACCGUACGCAAGCGCAGAUGCUUCUGGCAAUGGUGGUGGCAUGGGCGGUGGUCGCGACGGUGGGACUGGUGGCGGUAAAGGCCACGGAUCUGGAUUCGGCGAAGGACAGCCUUAAGAGUUUCCUAUCAGAUUUUCAAAGCUGGAGGCCAAAAGAUGCUAUUUCAUUUUCAUUUGCUUUGCGUACGUUGAUUUUUUUAUAGUUUUACUUGUGGCCCUUUUUUGUACUUCUAGUUCUAGACAGGAACUAAUAAUGGCUUCCAGCAACCCUAGCUAGCCAUGACCUAGCAAUGCGAGUUCAACAGAUCAGAUGUUUGAAGAUUAUUGUGUGGUCAUUAUUAUAGUAACUCAUUGUGUUCU
Messenger RNA from Zea mays, 852 nucleotides. RefSeq lists its product as uncharacterized. Bases 20 to 610 code for a protein of 196 amino acids. The record is from RefSeq and is marked provisional. Lineage: Eukaryota; Viridiplantae; Streptophyta; Magnoliopsida; Poales; Poaceae. The transcript has a single exon.